CGAGAAAAGAGGAGGGGUGGGUUUAAAAAAAACACUAAGAGAAACAAAAGCACAGUUGUGUGUGCCUGAAACCAUGCGAGAUUUGCACUAUUCUCAAAGAACGCUGCUCUAUCCGUGGACCAUGUCGUGAGGUGUGGCUCCAGCGCUCGGGAUACUGCCAAUAGAUACGCCUGGGAGCAGGGCAAAAGAUGUCUGCCUCGGUAGGGCCCCAAAGCGGCCCUCGCCCACCCACCGUGCCGGUUCCCAUGCCUGAUAUGCCGGACUUGAGUCACCUCACGGAGGAGGAAAGGAAAAUCAUCAUGGCAGUGAUGGUUCGGCAAAGGGAAGAAGAGGAGAAGGAACAAGCCAUGCUAAAGACACUGCACCAGCAGUUUGAGAGUUAUAAGGAGCAGGUGAGGAAGAUUGGGGCAGAAACGAAACGACAGCAGGCUGUCCAUAAAGAUGAUGCACCUACCUGUGGCAUCUGCCGUAAGACCAAGUUUGCAGAUGGCUGUGGGCAUCUGUGUUCCUACUGCCAGACCAAGUUCUGCGCCCGCUGUGGGGGAAGAGUGUCAUUGCGUUCAAAUAAUGAGGACAAAGUGUGUCUCAUAGGGAAAGACAGGGUGAUGUGGGUAUGUAACCUGUGCAGGAAACAGCAGGAAAUUCUAACUAAAUCAGGAGAAUGGUUUUCAUCAGGGCCUGGGGCUAGGCCUCUUAGUGUGGGCGCUCCCCUCAGUGGCUCCGAGUUGGAGAAGGACAGAAAGUUGCGCUCCAGAUCCCAGGCUCCGGGCACUAACAACACUCUGCCACCCAACAUUGGUCCUGGUGACCCCACCAAGGGAGCAGAUAUGAUGCCCACCUUACGCUCCCGCAGUGAACCACCACGAGAAAAGAAGAGACCCGUGUCCCUGCAUGAGCAGAAUGGAAAGGUGAUUGGACGUGGAGAGAGAAGGCGGGGACCAGCCAGGUUGUCAUCACAGGCCUCUGAAGAUCGAGCUCCAGGUGAGAAGCGAGACAUCAGACGAUUGGAGAAAGGCCACUCACAGGAAUACCCAGAGGAUGAUCCCACCCAUCCUGAGCGGCGAAGGAGGCAAGAGGAGGAAGAGCGAGAGCGACAAAGACGAGAAGAAGAAUACCAGACUCGUUACCGCAGUGACCCGAACCUAGCCCGCUACCCUGUUAAACCACAGAAGGAGGAACAGGAAAUGCGUAUGCAUGCCAAAGUGUCCAAAAUGCGUCAGGAGCGCCAUCACAGCGACUUAGCCAUCAACGAAGUGGGAUUGAUCCAAGAUGGAGGUGAGGCUGCUGGAAAUCGAAUUAGCAGGCAACGAGUAGCUAACAACGACGACCGCAAGGCCCUUUUAGAGAACCAUAGAGCAUAUUCUAUGGACAGGACCGUGGGGGGUGGUGUUGGGAUACAAGGAUCCAUCGCUAAACAGGGCCACUGUAGCCCUCACAUGGGCCCUGGAGGGCCCCCAGACCUCAGGGACGGACAGGACUGGGGCCCAAAGGGGCAUCUGGAACCUGGGUCCGCAGCUUUUCUGCACAGGGCUAAGCGAGAAAAAGCAGCAGAAAUCAUGCGUAAAGAUUCAUCUCUCAGCUCGGACCAAUCGGAGUCGUUACGGCCACCUCCACCAAGAGCUUAUAGACCCAAACGAGGCCUCAACAAACGGCAGAUGUCCAUCAGUAGCUCAGAAGAAGAGGGUGGCUCCACGCCUGAAUACACCAGCUGUGAGGAUGUGGAGAUUGAAAGUGUUAGUGAAAAAGGUGACUGGGACUGUCAUCCUCUGGAUCCCACUGUGUGGCAUCAUCCAGUGAGCUGGCAGCCAUCCAAAGAGGGAGAUCAUUUGAUUGGCCGCAUCACUUUAAGUAAGCGUUCUACCAUGCCACGAGAAGCCGGUUCCCUACUGGGUCUGAAGGUGGUUGGUGGGAAAAUGACGGAGUCAGGGAGACUGGGGGCCUUUAUCACCAAAGUAAAGAAAGGAAGUUUGGCUGACAUUGUAGGUCAUUUACGAGCAGGCGAUGAGGUGUUGCAGUGGAAUGGAAAGGCUUUGCCUGGAGCAACUAAAAAGGAAGUGUACAAUAUUAUUCUAGAGUCCCAGUCAGCACCUCAAGUGGAAAUAGUUGUUUCCAGACCAAUUGGAGAUACACCAAGACUUCCAGGGACAUCACAUCCUCCUCUAGAAUCAACUGGUUCGAGUUCUAUAGAUGAAUCACAAAAGAUGGACCGUCCAUCCAUCUCUGUAAUGUCACCAACUAGUCCUGGGAUGUUGAGAGACCUCCCUCUGGUACUGCCAGGCCAGCUGUCGGUGAAAUUAUGGUAUGAUAAAGUGGGCCAUCAGCUUAUUGUAAAUGUCCUACAAGCACGAGAACUGCCUCCCCGACCUGACGGACGACCCAGAAAUCCCUACGUCAAAAUGUAUUUUCUUCCUGAUAGAAGUGACAAGAGCAAGAGAAGGACGAAAACUGUGAAGAAGAGUGCAGAGCCAAAAUGGAACCAGACGUUCCUGUAUUCUCACAUCCACCGCAGAGACUUCAGAGAGCGCAUGUUGGAGAUCACUGUUUGGGACCAGCCCAGAGUCCAGGAAGAAGAGAGUGAAUUUCUUGGAGAGAUUCUGAUUGAGCUGGAAACAGCUUUAUUGGAUGAUCAGCCACACUGGUACAAAUUGCAGACCCAUGAUGUGUCAUCCCUACCGUUGCCUCAGCCAUCCCCCUGCCUCCCCCGCAGACAUGUUCAUGGAGAUAGUCCUAGUAAAAAACUACAAAGAUCUCAUCGCAUCAUUGAGACAGAUUAUGAUGAUGGUAUAACAGUAGUGUCCUCAGCAGCAGAGAGGAACUCCAGAGACAGAGAGAGGUCAAGUACGCUGACCGUACCUGAGAGACAGGCGACCAUACAGCAUCGCUCGCGGUCAGUAUCCCCGCACAGAGAGGACCAAUGUAGAGCCCGGUCACGACCUGCACAUGUCCCUAUGCAGAGGAGUCUGGACGAGAUCCACAAAAACCGUCAUCAUUCCUACUCUCCCUCUCGUUACCAUGACUCCCAUCAGGAACAUCGCUCUGGAGAUUCUGACUAUGAAUAUUCAGAAGACAGCGAGGUCCUGGAGAUGCACAGAUCAAUCCGAGGUGGGAGUGCUGAGUGCCUGCAUACAAACAGCUCUACCCUCCCUGCAUGCUUAAAGAACAAACCGUCACGGCGAACAGAGAGGGAUGGAGUUAUCCCUCUUAGUGCCAUUCCACAGCGUGUUCUCAGGUUCACAGAUGAGGUCAGCUCUGGUGAUCUUCAGCCUUCAUUAGACAGAGUAAGAAGUGCCAGCACAACUUGUUUAAGACCAGAGUCAAACUUCCACUCACCUGAACGAGAAAGUCAUUUUCCAUCUCAAAGGCAUUCUGGCAAUUUGGAUAGGCCAAGCUGUCAGAUAGCUAACAAGAAAACCAUUGAUGGUGACAGACUUCAGCCCACCUCUAUCCUGAGGGGCAGCAGGAGGAGGAGAGAGCCUCCCCUCAAGCCCUUUGGCCAAACAAGCUUAGGGGGUUCCUGCCCUAACUCCCCACGAGCUGACAGAGAACUUCCACGCGGUGGACAUUAUUCCCCAGCAGGGACCACGUCAUUAGGGCGCAGAGGCAGGCAACUGCCACAACUCCCUGCAAAGAGCAGCAGUAUAGAGCAAGAACAUGUCAACAGUAAACCUGAGGAGAAACCUAACUCAGCACUAGCAGUGGAGGAGCGGGCUCGUCAGUUGCAGAUGAGAGUGCCCUCCUAUCGGCCAGGCUCUUCUUCCAGCUUUGGUCAUGACCCAGAGGCAGAGCUCAAGAACAGGAGAGAUAUGUAUAAGGACCAGAGGAGGAGUUGUGAUAACAUGUCUGCGAGGUCAUCGGACAGUGACAUGAGCGAUGUUUCAGCUAUCUCCCAUGCCAGCAGUGCCUCACGGCUGAGCGCCACCAGCUACAUGUCCAUUCAGUCUGAGAGGCCGCAUGGGAGAAUGAGGUCAAAGUCGUUGGAGAGUUGUAAAGGAGAAGAGAAGAAGGAGAGAAGGAUUUCAUGGGGGGUGAAUGGGACAGACAACAGGAGAAGUCUGGGAAAGAGACGUUUCUCUGAGGAGCUUAAACGCAGACGUCAUACGGUGGCUGGAGAUAUGAGUCAAGUCAGAGCCUCAUCUGGUCGGAGUAUGCUAAAAAGCACAAGCGUUAGUGGUGAUAUCAAUACAUCAGAGCGAACAGACGGCAGCCAGUCUGACACUGCCCUGGGAACAGUCGGAACUGGAGCUAAAAAGCGUCGCUCCAGCCUCAAUGCUCGAUUUGUGGCUAUUGUGGGAAACCGCCGCAGCCGAAGCACCUCACAGAUCAGUCAAACAGAGGCAUCCAAUAAGAAGUCGAAGGGCAGUCAAGGGACAAUCCAGCGCAGUCAGGAGACGGGAAUGGCUGUGGAAUUACAGAGGAAUAUGAGUCGUCAACCCAGCCGAGAAUCCAACAACGGAAGCAUGAACAGCUACAACUCAGAGGGCAGUCCAAUUUUUCCAGCAGUUCGAGUCGAGACUCAGUUCAGUGACUUCCUGGAUGGACUGGGCCCAGCUCAACUAGUUGGUCGACAAACCCUAGCCACACCAGCAAUUGGUGACAUUCAGAUUGGCAUGGUGAAUAAGAAAGGCCAGCUGGAGGUGGAGGUGAUAAGAGCACGUGGUCUCAUCCAAAAACCAGGAUCCAAAUCACUCCCUGCUCCAUAUGUCAAAGUCUAUCUUCUACACAAUGGGGCGUAUGUAGCUAAGAAGAAGACAAAAAUUGCACGCAAGACACUCGACCCGCUGUACCAGCAAGCACUGCAGUUUGAAGAAAGUCCACAGGGUAAAGUGUUACAAGUAAUUGUCUGGGGAGAUUAUGGGCGAAUGGACCACAAAUCCUUCAUGGGAGUUGCACAAAUCCUACUAGAGGAGCUGGACCUGUCCAGCAAUGUCAUUGGCUGGUACAAACUUUUCCCGCCUUCUUCCCUAGUCGACCCAACUCUUGCCUCUCUAACUCGACGUGCUUCUCAGACAUCCCUGGACAGUUCACCGGCGCCUGCGGGGGUUCGAUCGUAGUGGACUAACAAUAUAAAGCACAGUCAAUACAAGCUGAGAGACAACGGGACAACAAUAAGAGCCAGGCAGAAAAUGCGAUGAAAUAACACAAAGCUUUGUUAAAAUCUGACAAUCACUCCUGUGACUUUGUUUUUAUGUUUUUCUCUUUGUGGGUAGCCUGUGUUCUGCCAAAUUUGUUUGUCCUAAACAAAGUUGUUUGUUUCUCACACUUUUUGUUGCGUGAGACUUAGGGCUGUCUAGCACACUGGCACGUGGGAAGCACCGCUUUGGGGUGACAUAGAGAGCAGGGUGAUAUUCAGUCAAGUCUUCAUUAAAGAAAUGUACGUUAGAUAGUUUUUAACAGAGCAUCAGAAUGUAUCAACCCAAAAACAAAGGUGACCUCUGACCAAGGGAUUGUGGGGCCUCAGCCGAGGCCCUGUCUAAACCCUGUUUGUACUGAAAGUCAAAGGUCAGGCACUGGAAAGAUGUAGGGCGUCCCCUGGGGAGGUUGUCUGGAAGGGCAGGGCCUUUCUUGGUGCCUAAACCUGGAGGACCCAAAGCCAUGGUUCAUAUCCUCCAAAAAGUUCCUCUGUUUUCAAUGCUUGUGACAGCUAGCAGAGGCCACUCUCUUCUAGAAGUUAUUUUUUAUUUGUUUGAUUUUAUUUAUUUAUGUUAACCUCUCUGGCACGUUUUAUGAAAAUCAAAAGGUUUGUGUAAGAGUGUGCUGUGAAAAUGACAGGAAAUGCUAAAAAUGAGAUCGAAGACAACGUAUCUGGAAAAAUACAAAUUUCUUUGCACAGUAUACAUUUUUAUUUAAAGUUAACUUAAACUAUUACAUUAUCCUUCAGUACGUUGCAAUACAUCAUCUUAUUCAGUGAAUUCAAUCCGAUUUGUAGCACUUAUCAUUAAAUGCUAUUAAAAAGUAUAUAUUUAGUUAAUGAGGAAAAAAAAAACACUAUGUACCAAGAUAAACAUAUUUGUGUACAUGUACGUUUUCUAAUUUAGGGUCUUUGGUAAAGGAAAUCUGUACAAUUACGUUUUCAUCUGUUAAGUAAAUCUUGAUACAUAGAGUUUUUUUGGACACUAAACUAACUUUUUAACUUUGUUUGAUGGUAAGUGAUUGCGUAGACGUACAUUUUCCUUUUUAAUGUAUGUGGUUUAUCAAAAGCCACCUUCAAAUUAUACCACCCUGAGAUCACACGAUUGACUCAAGCUCUUCAACAAGCCCUUGCACAUAUGUCUUUAUUUUAAAUUAAAAUGCAAGCACAAAAGCUUGAUUUUUAAAUGAGAUGAGAGAAAAAAAAAUGCAAAUUCCUUUUGUGUGUCUCUGUAAAUGUUGAAGUGACCAAUCCGAUUUUGCCAUCACAAACAUAAACACCAAUCAUCUAUCAGGCCACUGGCCCCUUCCUCCAGUGCGGUGGAGCAGCAUGACUCGGAUCAGUUCCCAGCUGCAUGCACAUUUUUGUAAAACAGACUACACAAAUGUUAAAAAGUAACAGAAAUAGAUAUGUGUUAGUUCAACAUACUGUAGGCCAGCUUGUAUGUUGCAUGUACUGUACAGUUUGCUUGUACUUGAAUAUAAGAGAUAAACCAAGAAAAAGAAGCCAUUUGCUUUCACUCAGACUUUUCAGAUCAGCUAAAAAAAAAACUAGUCCAUGUCCUCCAUUCGGUGCUGAAUGUUGCAACAUUUAUUUAUUUAUUUUUUUAUUUUUCUUCAAGUUUUCUUUUUAGUCUUUUAUAUCCCUUUGGGGAAAUGUGCUGUACUGUAACACUGAACAAAAACUAACCUCCCUCCUGUUUUACAGAUUUUACUGAAUCAUAAUUUACCUCAAAACCACAGAAAUUAACCUAUAAAAUGUGUAUACAUCCCAUCAAGUUACUCAAGAGUAUACCGAUAUCAAAACAGAAAAUGUCAAAAAUAUAUCAUACAUACAUAACAGUAUCCAUGUUAAAUAUAAAUGUAGAUGCACAGAGACUAAUUAGCGCAUGUGUUGUAAAUAUGAGAUAACCAUGUGGUUAAGCCAUAUUUGCAAAGGGGCCAAGGCUUUCUUUUGAGAACAACCAUCCCAAUAUGGGACCGCUGAGCGGACACCUUUCUUAUCAUAUGGGUCCAAAUCUAGAGCUCUCACUGUCACUUUUAGAGGGCCGAACCACUCCGCUCUGAAGCUGUAGCCAGAUCGUCAUUUUCUCUGUUCUUUCGAGCCGAAUUCUUCACCUCUGCUAUGAACAUAACAAAUCAGAAAAAAAAAGAAAAAAAAAAAAGAUUGUUUUUAUUCAUGAGAGACAGGUUUUUAUUUUACUUUGAUCAGUAUUCUUGGGUAGAGGGGAAAAACAAUGCUGACUGUUUACAACUUCUAGUAUGUGUUUCACUGAGAUGAUGAAAAAGAAAAAGUAUUCACUGCAACAUUUCUGUUUGUAUACAGGUGUGGCUCAUAUGAUGUGUAUGUUUUAUAUUUAAAAAAAGAAAAA
Molecule: messenger RNA, 7499 nt
Organism: Megalobrama amblycephala (Wuchang bream)
Lineage: Eukaryota; Metazoa; Chordata; Actinopteri; Cypriniformes; Xenocyprididae
Gene: rims1b
Product: regulating synaptic membrane exocytosis 1b
Exons: 34
Coding region: 189-5051 (1620 amino acids)
Biological process (GO): positive regulation of synaptic transmission; calcium ion-regulated exocytosis of neurotransmitter; intracellular protein transport
Cellular component (GO): cytoskeleton of presynaptic active zone; presynaptic membrane
Molecular function (GO): small GTPase binding; transmembrane transporter binding
Source: RefSeq, a predicted model, not a curated record